GGAAACGAAACACAGCUAAUUAAGAGCUACGUGUGCCACGUGUGGCAAUCUAACAGAGAGACAUUUUACAUAUUGUGCACAUAUGCUAAUUGUUACAUCAUAAGUGGGUUGUUUAGUUAUGUACAAAAGAUGGCAAUUAUAACACAUGCCUACGUGAGAUUUUUAGAAGAUGAUGUUCGAAUGAUUGUUGAUAUCAAGGACAUUAAAAGAUUUCGUUGUAAGAAUGACCAAGAUUUCGACAAAACUCGCAUAUACAACGUUCUCUGGCGCCCGAAAAAGAAACCAGAAAAUGAAAACAAGAAUAGCGACGAAGAUUCUUCUGAAGAAGAUAAACCAGCAUUUUACAAGGCAAAUAUUCUUCUUUUAGGCACAAGUGAAGAAGAUGUUAACAAAAAGUUAAAAUUUUGUCGAAUAAAAUUGCCGAAUAAAAAAUUAAAAUACGAAGACAUUUAUUCUGAUGACGAAUUAUCUGAUGAUAGUGAUGAUAAUAACGCAAUAGAAAAAAAAAAAUCAAAAGCAGUAGUCUCCAAGAAAGCGGCAAAAGAAAUUAGCAAAACAAUAUUAAAAAAAAAUAAAUUAAAAUUAUGUAAUGAUAUUGUUUCAUCCGCCUCUGAAGAUGAAAAUCCUAAAAAAGAAAACAAGAAAUCUGAAGAAGAGAAUGAAACUUCUGCAUUGCUAAUUAAAAUGUGGGAACAAAAAUAUGCCGAUUUAGAAGAACAAUUUAAUCAUUUGAAAAUAGAAAUGAUGGCUUUAAAAGAUGAAAAUUAUCGAUACAAAGGUCUGAAUAUUAUUCUACAACAUUAUAGACUAUUUGGAAAUACACAAGUUUUAGGAAUAAAGUCUGUAAGUGACAUAGAAAUGGAUAAGACAAAGCCAGUGAAAGUAGAAAAUAUUUCAGGAAUAAAGUCUGUAACUGACAUAGAAAUAGAUAAGACAAAGCCAUCAGUAAAAAUAGAAAAUGAUAUUUCAGAUGAACCGGCAAUAUAUGUUAGUAAUGAUAUAAACGGAGAAAAAAUGGACAUUGAGUUAGUAAAAGAAGAAUUUGGUAAUGAAAAAAAAAUAGAAUUUCUUCCAAGAUAUACAAUUUUUAAAAUAACAAGAAAUGACACAAAGGUUAAUCGUAUACAUUUGGGUGAUGGUGUUGUUAUCGACCUAGACGUGUGGGAAAUGAUACAAACCAAAAGACAAGAUUCCAGAUUUGUUAAAGACUUGGCUAUAGCCAUUUGGGGACGGCAUGUAUUAAUAAACAGAUCGUUAGAUGGAAAAGGAGGGCAACGGCUGCCAAAUCAGGAAGAAAAAAGAAAAAUUUUAACACCAUCAAAACGUGAAGUUCUAAAAAAGUGUUUUGAAGAUAGAUUGCGAUCCCAAAAUGUAAAAGGGGAACAGUUUCACAAUACUUUAAAGAAAAUGGGAUGUUAUUUAACAGAAUUAAUUAAUGAUCUCAUUAAAAGAGAAAAAAAAGAAAUAGAAAAAAGGAAAAUGACCAAUGCGGACUAAAUUUUUAAUAUAAAAUCUGAAUAAAA
Molecule: messenger RNA, 1523 nt
Organism: Wasmannia auropunctata (little fire ant)
Lineage: Eukaryota; Metazoa; Arthropoda; Insecta; Hymenoptera; Formicidae
Product: BEN domain-containing protein 5-like
Exons: 9
Coding region: 130-1497 (455 amino acids)
Biological process (GO): negative regulation of DNA-templated transcription
Molecular function (GO): DNA binding
Source: RefSeq, a predicted model, not a curated record